AUGGAAGUUGAAUUACAUUAAUAAAUCCCUCCAUAACUUAAUGUACAAGUAGCUAUUAGAGUUCGUCCUUUUAAUGAAAAAGAAUUGAAGUAAAAAGAGGGUGUUUGUUUGGAGACAUCCGAAAAAUAAGUAACUCUUUUGCAAAGUGCUCGUUUGUUCACAUUUGAUUAUGUUUUUGAUUAAAAUGCUUGUCAAGACUAAAUAUAUAAAAAGUACAAUAAAAUGUUAAUCAUAGAUGUGUUAGCAGUUUAGUUUAGAGAUGUUUUGAAGGUUAUAAUAGUACAAUCCUUGCUUAUGGUUAAACUGGAUCAGGGAAAACACAUACUAUGGGUACUACAGGAAUAGAUUAAUUGUCAAGUAUCGCAGAUUAUGUAUAAAGAUAAAAAUAACUUGGGGAUGAUUCCAAGAGUAAUUACAUAAAUUUUUGAAGAGAUUGAAAAAAUAGACUAAGAAAUUCUUAUUUCAUGUUCAUAUUUAGAAUUAUAUAAUGAAUAAAUAAUUGAUCUCUUAUUAGAGACUUCAAUAUCUAAUUAACCUACUAUAAGAGAAGAAAAGGAUCAUACAAUAACGAUAUUAAAUUUAACUACAAUAUUAGUAAAUAAUCCAAAUGAAAUGCUUUAAGUAUUAAAUAGAGGAGCUGCCCAUCGAACAACAGCAGCUACAUAAAUGAAUAUGACAAGUUCUAGAUCACAUGCAAUUUUCACAAUCUAUUUUAAAAUAAAUCCUAAAGAUGAUUCUGAGGAUGGUACUUUGAAUGCUAAAUUUCAUUUUGUUGAUUUAGCAGGAAGUGAAAGAUUAAAGAAAACAUUGGCUUAAGGAAAAACAAUGGAAGAAGGAAUCAAUAUAAAUCAAAGUUUAUUGGUAUUGGGCAAUGUAAUAAAGACUUUAAGUGAUUAAAAAAAAAAAAGUUAAACUCAUAUUCCUUAUCGAGAGAGUAAAUUAACAAGGUAUUAUAUAAUUGAAUAAUAAUAGAAUAUUGUAAGAUUCUUUAGGUGGUAACUCAAAUACUUAUAUGAUAGCUUGUGUGUCUCCAGCAGAAAGUAAUUAUGAAGAGACUUUGAAUACUUUGAAAUAUGCAUCAAGAGCAAGAGAAAUUUAAAAUAAACCAACUUAAAAUAGAGUAUAUAUAUAUAUAUAAUAAAAAAUUAGGAUCCUCAUGCAAUAUAAAUUUUAAGUUUGAAAUAGGAGAUAGCAACAUUAAUUGAAUAAAAUAAAUAGUUUUAAGAAUUGCUUUAAGUAAAUGGAGUUAAAUUUGAUUAAAUAAAAAAAGUGUCAAUAUCAUAGUAUUCUUCAAAUAUUCCACAUACUUGUGAGGAACAUGUAGAAAUAAUUCAAAAAUAGAAAUAAGCUUUAAUUGUAUGGGAACGUCUUGGAUCUCAGCAUAAAUUAGAAGUGUAAAAAUUAUAAGCUUAAAUAAAUGAUUUAGAAAUAGAAUUACAUAAUUUAAAAAAGAAAAAAGAUAUUAUUUUUAAAUAAUUUUAAGAUGCUAAAAAGUAAAUUAAAAUAUUAAUUUAGAAUAUUAUAAAAGUUUAAUAUACCAUUUACUAAUUAUGAUGAAGAUGAUGAAAUUGAAGAUUUGUAUGAUGAAGUUGAUAAAUUAAAAUAAGAAUCAAAGGAAAAAGAUUAUAAAAUUUUAACUAUGUAAAAAGAGAUAGAUGAACUUUUAUAGGUAGUUUUUAUUGUUUAAAUACUAGGAUAGGAUGCACACAGAGAUUAAUACAUUUUGUGUAAAAAAUAAAAGGAGUUAAUGAUUCUUUAAAGGAAAAUUGAAAAAUUAGAUACUAAAGAUAAUUUUGAAUCUCCAAUUCAAGAUUCAGAAUGUGAUGAAGAAAUUAUUUGCAAUGAUUCAAUGAUAAAAGAGACAAAUUAAUAAAUUGAAGAAUUUGAAAGCAAUUUAUAGGUUAUGACUAUUAGAAAUUUUGAACUUAAACGAUAAUUAGCUGAAGAUAUGAAAAAAGAAUUUUAAUAAUAGAUUUCUAUGUUAGAAUCUUAAAAGGCUUCUUUAAUGAAAUAAGUAAAUUAAAAAUAAGAUGCAACAUAAUUAAAUUAAUUAAAAAUUAAAUUAUAAGAAUAUGAAUAAAAAAUAGGAGAAAUGAGAUAAAAAGAAUAAAAUAUGAGAUAAAUGUAAAAGAAAUUGGAAGAAUAAGAAAAUUAGGUUAAAGAUUUAAAAAUAAAUAUAGAAAAAAUGAAAAAAUAGAAAGUAGAAUUGAUUAAAAAAAUGAAAUCAGAUAAUGAAAAGUAUAUUAAAGAUAAAGAGGAGAAAUAAAAAGAGUUGAUUUUAAUUAAAAAACUUAAAAUUUAAUAAGAUGCUGCUUUGAGUAAAUUAAAAAAUGAAAAUUGUAAAAAAGAAGUACUUCUUAGAAGAAAAGAAGAUGAAAUAUUAAAGUAGAGAAAUGAGAAAGUUAUAGAAAAAGGAACAAGUUAAUCAUUUAAGAAAUCUUAAAAAGUUUAAGUUUAUGAUUAAAUGGAAAAAUAAAUAGAAUCCUUAUUCUCUUAAUUAAUAUCUGGAGGAUAGGCAGAUAUUUAAAUAAAAAAGGAAAUAACAAAAUUAGAAUAAUUAUAAGAGGAAAUUAAUUAAAUAGAAUAGAAAAUUUGUUAGUUAUAAAUAAAAAGAGAAUAAACAUCAUUUGAUUAAAAUAAUAAAAAUAGUUUAAACUAAAUUGAAUUAGAAUUAAGUGAUAUAAUAAUAAUAAGAGAAAAUAUAAAUGAGACAAUAGAUUAUUAAUUACAUAAAAUAGAGUAAUUAAGAAAGAAUUGUAAUAAUUGUACAGAAAUAUAUACUAAUUUUUUAACUAAUUCUGAAUUUAGAGAACUUCCAAAUUGGUGUAUUAGAACAUUUAAAUUUUUAAUUGAUAAUUGGAUUAAAGAUCAUUUGUAAAUGUAGAAUUUUAGUUAAUAAAAUGAUGAAUUUUAAUAAGUAAUUUAAGAAUUAGUAUAAUAAUUAUAAAAACCACUUUAAGAGAUUAAUUGUAAUUCACCUACUCUUAAAAAAAAGAUUGUCAAAUAAUAAAUUUCAUCAUAACCUAAUGAUGCAUUGGAACUUAGAAAAUAACUUAAUGAUUAAAAAAGAAAGUAUUAAUUCUUAUAAAAUGAAAAUAAAAAUAUGAUAUCAGAUUUAGAAUAUUAUAAGAAAUUCUAUACAGAACAUAUAAAUAAAGUAUAGAAAGAUAAAUGUAUUGGUUUAAAUGAUUAAAUAUAAAUUCCAUAAAGUUAGAGUUAUUAAUAAAUAAGAGAUGCUUAUAAAUUGGAAAGAACCAAAUAGAAGGAAUUAUCCUUAAAUUUAAGUUUUUAAAAACCAUAAAUAUAAAAUUCUGCAAUAAAGAUUGCAAAAGUAUGUAAAUCAGAUAGAGAAGGAUAUACUGAUUAAUUUAGUUAGGCAUAAGAAGAACAAGAAUUAAGAUAUGAGUAUUAAAUGAUAGUUAUUUAAUAGUGUAAUUAAAUCAAUACCUGGUCAUGAGAAUCCUAUAUUGUGUGUAUAUACAAUGUAAAAUUUAUUAUGUUCAAGUGCAUUUAGAUCUGUAAAGAUAUGGGAUAUGGAUGCAUAAUCUCAUAUAAUAUCAUUAGAUGCAAAUACACAUGUUAAAUCAAUAUGUCAUUGGCCAGAGAGGAAUGCAAUUGCAGUAUCUCAUGGAUCUUAAAUUUCAUUAUAUGAUAUGACUUCAUUUUAAUUAUAGAGUGUAUUAAAAUCUUCAAUAGAAGAAAUAAGAGUAAUAACUAGACAUAAUGGUUUAUUAGUGGCAGGUGGAAAAGGAAUUAAUUAUGCUAUGAAUGUUUGGGAUGCAAGAUCAAAUAAGUAUUAAAAUAUAAUAAUAUAUUAAGUUAAAUUCAUGAAUUUGAGAAGUCAAGUGAUGUUAUGUGUUUAUAAUAAUCUGAUUAGACAUAAGAGUUGAUCUGGGGAACUUUUAAUCAUAAUGUGAGAAAAAUGAUGAUGAAUAGUAAUAAAUAUGGUUAGAUUGCAUAAAUGACACCUCCACAUUAUGAUAAAGUUACAGGAGUUGGUUUACUUGAUAAUUGGAUAGUGAGUUGUUCAUUUGGUAAAGGAAUGAGAAUGUGGAAUUAAAUAAAUGGUUAAUAAGGAUAAGCAAAUUCUGAUAUACAUAAAGAUUCAAUAUUAACUAUGGCCAGUAUAAUUAUUGAUUUAUUAUUAUUAUUAGUUGAUAAAACACUUAAAGUGAUGUAUACUGGAUGCAAAGAUGGAUAAAUUAAAGCAACUAGAAUUAGUGAAAAUAAAUUUUAACUUGUUAGUGAUAUUAGUGCUUCUGUUUAAUAAAUAAAUUCUCUUAAUAUCAUAAAUGAUAGUUCACUUAUUGUAAGUGGUGGUUAAGAUAGAAUGAUUAAAAUAUGGAAGCCUUCUAAAUUUACUUAUGAUUAUUUAAAAUAAUAUACUCCUAAUAUUGGGGAUUUUAUUAUAGAAGAAGAUCAAUAUAUGUUUAAUUGA
Messenger RNA from Paramecium primaurelia, 4438 nucleotides. NCBI's taxonomy places the organism in Eukaryota, Ciliophora, Oligohymenophorea, Peniculida, Parameciidae. The record is from the annotation of a GenBank genome assembly.